This is a messenger RNA of Magallana angulata, 3271 nucleotides long. Its product is annotated as WD repeat-containing protein 48-like. The record is from RefSeq and is a predicted model, not a curated record. The transcript has 18 exons. Gene Ontology annotation, molecular function: ubiquitin binding. Bases 69 to 2081 code for a protein of 670 amino acids. Gene Ontology annotation, biological process: protein deubiquitination; double-strand break repair via homologous recombination. NCBI's taxonomy places the organism in Eukaryota, Metazoa, Mollusca, Bivalvia, Ostreida, Ostreidae.
UACUCUAUACCCUGCAAGACCAAAAACCGAGCCCGAAAACAAUUCCCAAAUAUUGUAAAUUAUCAUGUAUGAUGUCUUCUCUCGGCAGGGGCUCUGUUGGACAAGGGAAGAAAAAGGUUCAGAUUUCGUUUAUCAUAAGAGAUGAAGUUGAAAAAUACAAUCGAUCAGGAGUUAAUGCUAUUCAACAUGAUCCAGAUUUGAAAAGGCUCUAUUCGGCUGGAAGAGAUUCCAUUAUACGAAUAUGGGAUACCCGUACAAAAAAGGAUCCGUAUCAGAAAUCAAUGGAGCACCAUAUUGACUGGGUCAAUGAUAUAGUACUAUGUUGUCGAGGAAGAAUAAUGUUAUCUGCUUCUAGCGACAGUACAAUUAAAGUCUGGAAUGCUCAUGAAGGAACAUGUAUGGCUACAUUACGUCCCCACAGGGAUUAUGUUAAAUGUCUAGCAUAUGCCAAGGACGUUGAGGUGGUAGCAUCUGCAGGCUUAGACAAGACGAUAUAUUUGUGGGAUGUGGAAGAAUUGGCAGCCCUUACCUCCACCAAUAACAAUGUCAAAGAGUCCAAAGUCCAUGAGAAGUCUUCUAUCUACAGUUUAGCCAUCAAUCCCCCUGGGACGAUUCUAGCCUGUGGAUCCACUGAGAAAGCAGUGGGGGUGUACUCGGUGGGAGUAAUGGAUACAAGGGGUCCCCAGGAUAUAAUGCGGCUGAAAGGACACACUGAUAAUGUCAGGGCUCUAGUGUUGAAUAGGGAUGGAACACAGUGUUUGUCUGGUAGUUCUGACGGAACAAUACGCCUGUGGUCCCUGGGACAGCAGAGGUGUGUGGCCACGUACCGUGUCCAUGAUGACAGUGUGUGGGCGUUACAGGCCAAUGAAUCUUUUACCACGGUCUACUCAGGGGGGCGAGACAGGAGGGUCUGGGCCACAGACCUACUGAAUCCCGACUACAGAACUCUUAUAUGUGAGGAAAAAUCACCCAUAUUGAAGCUGGAACUUGUGAAAGGGGACACAGACUAUGACUCCAUGUGGGUGGCCACUACAGACUCCACCAUCAAAAACUGGUCCUUGAAGAAUAUACAGAAAAGACUGUCAGGGGAAUAUGACAAUGAAAAUAUCAAACCAGUGUAUACACAGCCCAACUCUACAAUCAAAGGUGGUUCCAGCAUCAGACAGUACCAUGUAUUAAAUGACAAAUGUCACAUCCUGACCAAAGACACCGAGAACAAUGUAGCACUAUGGAACGUCCUCAGUGCCCAGCUGAUUGAGAAAUUGGGAAAGGUCAGCUUUGAAGAGGAGAUAAAGAAACGGUUCAAGAUGGUCCACGUCCCUCAUUGGUUUACAGUAGAUCUAAAAAUAGGGUUAUUAACAAUACAUUUAGAUGAAUCAGAUGUUUUUUCUGCCUGGGUGUCAUCCAUAAGAGACCUUGGCAUAAAUCCACCAUCUGAGUGGGAAGAUUGCAAAAUAAACCUAGGCCAACAACUUUUACGAGCCCUGUUUGAGCACUGGCCAAAGUCUCACAUGUACGAGAACCAAGAUGGGAUGAGGGAGAUGGCUGAUCCUCUACUGUUUUCAGUACCGGAGCACACACCCAUUCUAAUCAAUACAUGUGACGACGGACAUGGUCGAGCACAUUUCCAUCCUUUCCUAUGCAGGGAUGCAGACAAAGAGACCCAACAGAAAUGUCUCAACGAAGAAGUCCCUUCCUGGGCAGCUGAAGUUCUUGCUCAUAAAAACAUGUCCCAAACUGUGACCAAAAUUGCAUUCUUUCUUCUACAAUAUCCAAAUAGUGGGAUCAAAACAGCACCAAAGGACCGUCUAUCAGCCAGUGAUAUGAUACAGGUGAGGAAGGUGAUAGAACAUGUGUAUGAGAAGGUUUUACGGCAGGGAGUCGAAAACGGGCACCAGUCAGGUGAAAGUGGCGACCACGAAAAAGAGGCUCAGGACAUCAGUAAACUUGCUGCGGAAAAAGUGGAACUUCUUUGUAACGACCAGGUUCUUGAUGCAAACAUGGACCUUAGAACUGUCAAACAUUUCAUUUGGAAACAAAGUGGAGACCUGACUUUACAUUACAGACUACUCAACAGGUGAUUGUAUAAGUGUUAUAGGAGAUGGACCUACCAGUUUUACAAACACUACGUCGGGCGACACUGUACCAAGGUUUUGCACCCGUUCAUGACCUCUGUGUCAAGGGUCAAGGGACCACAUUUGGAGAUGUGCAAACUUGAAGAAAAUUUUUUUUAAAUAUUUUUUUCAAUGACACUGUUUUAAGUUGUUUUGUCUCGACACACAGAACCAAAUUUUGUUGUAAAUGUGGAACGGCCUGACCUAAUGUGGUUGUGAAAGCCAUGCAAGGUGACAUAUUUGCACCUUUGGUAACAGCAAUCAUUCAUACACCCCUCAUCAAGUUGGAGAGGUACCGAGGAAUGUACGUCCAUUUUCUUGUUGGCCUGUCUGUGAAAGUGUGUGUUUUGUAACUUUAAAAUUGUUGGUUAAAAUACUGAUAUUAGUCUAUAUCUGUUGUAAAUUUUAACCAUUUGUCGAAAGUUACAAGAUUGUAUGUACAAUUGUCAAAAUCCAUGGUCAAGAUCAUCACUUUUCAACUCAGAAAAUCAGCAAGGAUUUAUUAUUGAAAAAAGAAUGACUUUGAUUAAUGAUUAGUGGUUAAAGUUCAAGGUCAGAAUAAAGUCAAUUAAGAAGCGUUCAUGGCCUUAUGAUAGUCAGGUGCCAGUAACCAUGGUACUAAGUAUACAUGUUGUCUCUUGCCUUAAGAUACGCUGUGACCUUGGGGACCAUUUUGUGUACCAUACAAGCCUAGGUUACCAUAUCUAAAGAUGCAGUAAAAUUUAUCUUGUCAAAACUAGCAAGGUAUUUAAACAUGGUCAUUUGGUAGAGUUGAAAUUUUGACGUUGUGAAUUUAAGGGUUUAUCUGAUCAAAGGGUGUGUUGUGAUCUCCAUACAAAACCAUUUGGUCAGUGGUGCUUUGUCUACAUCAGAUGUUACUUCCUCUGCUUUAUAGAACAGCCUAUUGAAGGUUAAAGUCUCCAGGAGACAGCUCUAGUUUUACUUUGUUAUCACACAUCACACGUGUUGAAAUAGAAUCUGCUUGCAUCUAUAAGCAGGGCAGAUUUUUACAUCUUUGACUUUGUUAUUCUAUUUUUCAUUAUUGAACUUCAGUAAGAUUUAAACAGAAGAAAAUGAAUAUUUACAUGUAUGUACACUGCAUGUUCUGAUAAUGGCAUGAUAUUGUUAUCUGAAUAAUAAAAGAUAGUUAAACCAGU